Molecule: messenger RNA, 1278 nt
Organism: Lodderomyces parapsilosis
Lineage: Eukaryota; Fungi; Ascomycota; Pichiomycetes; Serinales; Debaryomycetaceae
Exons: 1
Coding region: 1-1278 (425 amino acids)
Source: RefSeq, a predicted model, not a curated record
AUGACCGCUCUGACUCAAGAUACGGGGAAGUUGGACUCGCAAUCAUCAAUUAAAAGAAACAGGCAACCAACUGAAAAUAACUUCAAAUUAUCACAAAUGAAUGGCUCUACAAGCAAUAACAAACAAGAUAUACCAAGCCCAGAUCAGGAUCAGCUAUUAAGCUUGACGUCUAAACACAACGAGAGUUGGCAGCUAGCUAUGGCGAAACAACUUGAGGAUGAAGAAAAUUUCUCACCAUUUCCAUGUGAAGACGACGACAAUCUGACCGACCCGAACCCCAUUUUAAACUAUAACAUGUCAGAAGCUCUUGAACUGGUACCGAACCAGGCGGGUGAAACGAUCCAGGAGGUGCCGAAUGCAAAAGUACAUCACACCAACUUGUCGAGCUUGCAGCAAAUUGAUCCAUCAAAACGACCAAGAAGGAGAAUCAUUUGUCCUCCACCAUCGUUUUUGCAUCCCGAUGAAAUUGAUUAUAUACGUGACAAAAUCACUCGCGUUAUCGAGGAAAAGGGAGUAGGCCAAUUGCCAAAAGAUUUCAACUUGUUUGACUCCGAGAACAAUAGUAUUCACCUUCAAUGUGAUGAUGAUGAUUUGAGUAAAUCACUGGGUCGGGCUGAUAAUUGUCAGCUUAACCGCACAUCCAUCGAGAUUAAAUUCAGCCAAAUGCCAGAAUGCGAGAUCCAUGGUGAAGAAGAUUGCGAUUGUCCUAUAUUUGAUGAAACUUGUACAUCUUCUCGUCUAUCAUCCAAGGGUUCGAGCGACUUGAGGUACGCAGAUUGCGAAGACGGCAAGUGCGGUCCUUCGUGUGAACUUACAUUUGAGUAUGAUAGUAGUGGAAGACUUGUUCCAACGGGUACCAAUAUUGAAGAAAAAUUGAAGCUGAUUACCAACGAAGCAAGUAAAUUGAAACAACUCAAGGAUGAAUUAAACUCGAUAAUUUGUGAAUCGAGUGAAUCUCAGGCUCUAGUGCCCACAAACAAACUACAAAAUCGUCAGCAGCCACCUUCAUCUAGCUCAUCCAAGUCAUCAUCAAAACGCAAGAUUAGUGCAGACAAGAAACCCAAACGAGUAAUUACCGAUCCACUAGAUGACCUAAAGAUAUUGGUAAAAGAUCGACCUCAAGCUAAAUUGGAAAAGUGUGCAAUACGUAAUCGUCGGUCAACAACGCCACAAAACUAUUACGGAUUAAUACCCAAUGAUAGCUGUUGUUUGUCAUGUCAGUACGAGGCUGUAUUUGGUACGAAACCUCGAUACCUCGUUGCCAAAAACGCCAGCUAA